CGAUCGCAUUAGUCCAAUGAUGGCUUUCGCGGGCUCAGAGGCACCAAAACUGGCCCCAGCUCUCUACGGUUCUCACUCGCAACUCGCAGACAGCCUUUCAAGCCAUCAUGACUGGCCUCCCCACUCGCAAGCUCGGCCGUGCGGAUGUCACGCCCAUUGGAUUUGGCGCCAUGGGCCUGUCUGCCUUCUAUGGCACCCCGCUUCCCGACGAAGAGCGGCUGAAGGCUCUGGACGCCGUCCUAGAGAACGGAUAUAAUCACAUUGACACUGCUGACGUCUACGGCGACAACGAAGCGUUGAUCGGUAAAUGGUUGCAGAAGAAUGGUAAGAGAAAGGAGAUAUUCCUCGCCACCAAAUUCGGAGGCUUGGUGGCCGGGCAACCGUUUCCCAACGGCCGAUUGGUCUGCGGCGAUCCCGAAUACGUCGCAAAGGCCAUCGAUCGCUCGCUGCAGCAGCUCGGUACCGACUACAUCGACCUGUGGUACUUGCACCGUGCAGACCCAACGGUACCUAUCGAGCGCACCGUGGCAGCAAUGGCCGAGCAAGUCAAGGCUGGGAAAGUCAAGUAUCUUGGCCUGUCCGAAGUGACGGCGGACACGCUCAGGCGCGCCCACGCCGUGCACCCCAUCGCCGCGCUGCAAGUCGAGUAUUCGCCCUUUGCGCUCGACAUCGAGGGCGAGAAGUACGGGGCCAUCCUGAAGACCGCCCGCGAGCUCGGGGUCAAGAUCGUUGCGUACUCGCCCGUCGGACGAGGCGUCCUCGCAGGGAAAUACAGAUCGCCUGACGACUUGCCGGAGGACGAUUCGCGGCGCUAUCUCCCUCGGUUCUCCGCCGAGAACUUCCCCAAGGUCUUGCAGGCCGUCGACGUCGUCAAGGGCAUCGCCGCCAAGCAUGGAGCGACCCCCGGCCAGGUCAGCCUCGCCUGGCUUCUCGCACAGGGGGACGACAUCCUGCCGAUUCCCGGAUCGACCAAGCCCGCCAAUAUCAAGGAGAACAUCGAAGCCGUCAACGUCAAACUCACGGCCGAGGAGGUCGAACAGAUUCGCCAGGCUGCCGUCAACGCGGACCAAGCGGACGUGCCUCGGUACCCUCCUAGUUUCCAGGCGUUCCUCAUGGCAGACACGCCCCCGUUGGCGUGAAGAUAUGUUUUGUCGCUCUGAAAGGAUCACUCUUUGUCGGUGACGAAUGAUAUGAUAUUGAUGUACACUCCGGAAUGUGACGUUGGCUUCGUGCUCGCCGCGACCUCUUCUUGAGUUCGUCCCCCUCUUCCAAAGUCCGAGAGCGGGUGCCGAUUGGUUGAUGGGCAGUGGGUUUGAUACGCUCCGACGUAUAGACUUCACCUUCACAAUCCGGGCCACAACGUCGUUGAAGCCAGCUGAGCGGCGCUAUGAAGCAGAUGCAA
Molecule: messenger RNA, 1402 nt
Organism: Dichomitus squalens LYAD-421 SS1
Lineage: Eukaryota; Fungi; Basidiomycota; Agaricomycetes; Polyporales; Polyporaceae
Product: Aldo/keto reductase
Exons: 8
Coding region: 108-1139 (343 amino acids)
Cellular component (GO): cytoplasm
Source: RefSeq, a predicted model, not a curated record